UGUCAGGAAGUGCCUGUUGCUGGGGCUCCGCCUGCCCGACACCCCCUCUCUGUUCACCUGGGAGCUGGGUAAACCCAGGCUGUACCUGUCUGCCGAGCCCAGGGGGUUGUAGCAGGAUCCUGGCAUGCCCUUCCCCCCGAGUGGGCCUGCCCUGUGGCGCUCAGAGGAGCCGCAGCGGCUGUGGGCCUGGAACGACCAGGCCCAGGACGCGAGGGCAGGGGGGCAGCCUCGCCCCAAAGGUUCCGGGCGUGGGGAGGCUGAGACUCGGGAGUGUAUCUACUACAACGCCAACUGGGAGCUGGAGCGCACCAACCAGAGCGGCCUGGAGCGCUGCGAGGGCGAGCAGGACAAGCGGCUGCACUGCUACGCCUCCUGGCGCAACAGCUCGGGCACUAUCGAGCUCGUGAAAAAGGGCUGCUGGCUGGAUGACUUCAAUUGCUACGACAGGCAGGAGUGUGUGGCCACUGAGGAGAACCCCCAGGUGUACUUCUGCUGCUGUGAAGGCAACUUCUGCAACGAGCGCUUCACCCACUUGCCGGAGCCUGGGGGCCCAGAAGUCACCUACGAGCCACCUCCGACAGCCCCCACCCUGCUCACGGUACUGGCCUACUCGCUGCUGCCCAUUGGGGGCCUCUCCCUCAUUGUCCUGCUGGCCUUCUGGAUGUAUCGGCAUCGCAAGCCUCCCUACGGCCACGUGGACGUCCAUGAGGACCCCGGACCUCCACCCCCAUCCCCUCUGGUGGGCCUGAAGCCACUGCAGCUGCUGGAGAUCAAGGCUCGGGGUCGCUUUGGCUGCGUUUGGAAGGCUCAGCUCAUGAAUGACUUUGUGGCUGUAAAGAUCUUCCCACUCCAGGACAAGCAGUCGUGGCAGAGCGAACGGGAGAUCUUCAGCACGCCAGGUAUGAAGCACGAGAACCUGUUGCAGUUCAUUGCUGCCGAGAAGCGAGGCUCCAACCUGGAGGUGGAGCUGUGGCUCAUCACAGCCUUCCACGACAAGGGCUCCCUCACGGAUUACCUCAAGGGGAACAUCAUCACCUGGAACGAACUGUGUCAUGUGGCAGAGACGAUGUCACGAGGCCUCUCGUACCUGCACGAGGAUGUGCCCUGGUGCCGUGGUGAGGGCCACAAGCCUUCUAUUGCCCACAGGGACUUCAAAAGCAAGAAUGUCCUGCUGAAGAGUGACCUCACUGCUGUGCUGGCAGACUUUGGCCUGGCUGUUCGGUUUGAGCCGGGAAAGCCUCCAGGGGACACCCAUGGGCAGGUUGGCACGAGACGGUACAUGGCCCCUGAGGUACUGGAGGGAGCCAUCAACUUCCAGAGAGACGCCUUCCUGCGCAUCGACAUGUACGCUAUGGGGCUGGUGCUUUGGGAGCUGGUUUCUCGUUGCAAGGCUGCAGACGGGCCUGUCGAUGAGUACAUGCUGCCCUUUGAGGAGGAGAUUGGCCAGCACCCUUCACUGGAGGAACUGCAGGAGGUGGUUGUCCACAAGAAGAUGAGGCCCACCAUUAAGGAUCACUGGCUGAAGCAUCCGGGCCUGGCCCAGCUCUGUGUGACCAUUGAGGAGUGCUGGGACCAUGAUGCCGAGGCUCGCCUUUCUGCUGGCUGUGUGGAGGAGCGGGUGUCCCUCAUCAGGAGGUCGGUCAACGGCACUACCUCGGACUGUCUAGUCUCUCUGGUGACCUCCGUCACCAAUGUGGACCUGCCCCCUAAAGAGUCCAGCAUCUAAGUCUAGGAUACGAGCGUCUCUCCAGACUCAGUGGAUCUGAAGACAAAAGGAAAAAAGUUGUGUUUUGUUUUGGAAAUCCCAUAUAACCAACAAACACAUAAAAUGCAGCUGCUAUUUUA
Molecule: messenger RNA, 1845 nt
Organism: Arvicola amphibius (Eurasian water vole)
Lineage: Eukaryota; Metazoa; Chordata; Mammalia; Rodentia; Cricetidae
Gene: Acvr2b
Product: activin A receptor type 2B
Exons: 11
Coding region: 125-1726 (533 amino acids)
Biological process (GO): cellular response to growth factor stimulus; activin receptor signaling pathway; protein phosphorylation
Cellular component (GO): activin receptor complex; plasma membrane
Molecular function (GO): activin binding; ATP binding; activin receptor activity
Source: RefSeq, a predicted model, not a curated record